AAUUAUUUACACGCAAACUGAAAGAGUGGAGUUAUGUGCAUAGCCAUUCACUUCAAAUGUAAACAACCAACAUCAUGCGUCAUUUACGAGUUCCCUAUCACUCGACUGUAGUUCAUUUAGUAGCACGUGUCAGUUUGAUUCAGAAGUAUAUAAGGCGAAGAGAUACAUAUCACUGUAUCAUUCGAUAAAUUAUUCAAACGAUCAUUUCUACAUCGAAUCUAACACAAUGAACAGAACAGCUUCCAAACAUAUAUUCACCGAAUCGAGAGCUAGACAGAAUUUCGCCAAAGAAUGUGAAGAUGCCAUCAAUAAACAAAUCAAUGUGGAACUACAGGCUGCUUAUGAUUAUAUGGCAUUCUUCACUUAUUUCGAUCGAGAUGAUGUGUCAUUUCCGAAAGCAGCUGAAUUCUUUCGAAAAGCUUCACAUGAAGAACGUGAACAUGCAGAGAAAUUGGCCAAAUAUCAGAACAAACGUGGUGGUCGUGUUCAAUACAGUGAUAUCAAGUGUCCAACUAAGACAGAAUUCAGUGGUUUGGAGGAUGCGAUGAAUACUGCAUUGUCGAUGGAGAAGGCAGUGAAUGAGUCAUUAUUGAAACUUCAUGAAAUCGCUGUGAAGAACAAUGAUCCAGCACUGACCGAUUUCAUUGAGAGUCAGUAUUUGCAUGAACAAGAAGAUGCAAUCAAACAAUUUGCUGACUAUGUGACAGAGACAGAUCGAGUUGGAAGUGGACUUGGUCAAUAUUUAUUCGACAAGAUCACACUGAAAGAAUAA
This is a messenger RNA of Schistosoma guineensis, 772 nucleotides long. Lineage: Eukaryota; Metazoa; Platyhelminthes; Trematoda; Strigeidida; Schistosomatidae. The record is from the annotation of a GenBank genome assembly.